GAUUUAUGUAUUGUGAUUCAAUUUCAGAUGGUUUGGUGGCUUUGGGAGUAUUUGACGGAUCCCUGGGGAUAGUGUCUUUAGUUUUAUCAAUUAUGUUGGAAGGAACUCAAGAAAAAAUAUACACUCUCAUGUGUACGAUUACUGAAUUCUGGUGGAUUUGGCUGAUUGUAAGCAUAAUCUACAAGAAACUUUCAGUUGGUAUCAAAUCAACUUAUUUAGGUGUUGUUUGCUCUGUGAAAGAGGUGUUGAUGCUCCCAGAUUAUCAAUUCUCGAGAUAUGUUGCUGCAAUCUUAUCCCUACUACAGUUUUCAAUGACAAUAUGCUUAAUCAACAGUGAUCAUGUUAAAAAGUUCACUGGAGAAAGUAAAUUAUUUUCAUAAAUAUUUUAGUGUUGGCAUUGGCUAUGCUUGUUCCAGUAUUCUGUUUUUUUAAAGGAAUAGCAUUAAUAUUUGUUCUUCUUUAAUAAAUAUACUUUAUAUUUACAGGAAAAGAAAAAAAUCAAUACUUUACUCUAAUCCAAGAAUAACAAUCAAAAAAAUAAGUGAUUUUCUUGGGAAUAGUAUUUUUAAUUAUGACAUCACUUUAUUACUUUUUAAAAUCAUUGUUCGUAUUUACUAUCUAUAACAAUUUCGACGAUUUAAGCACUAAGAUAUUCACUUUAACAAUAAUAACUUAAUCACUUUUUUUAAUCAUUUUCAGUUCAUUUAUGACUUACUAGUUGAUCACAAUUUUAAAGUAGAUCCCUGUUCAUGAAGAUCCACAUUUAAUGAAUCCUAAUUAAAAAUGCUAUCGUAACUGGUUCAUUUUAAUUAAGUCAAUUUAUUUUAGUGAUAAAAUGAGAUGGCUAAGAAGAAUUACUUAAUUUUUUUGGUGUAUAUAAUGUGUUUAUGGAUUGAUAUAAUUCCCAUUUUUCAAACUUAUGCAAAUUACUUAAUCAUAACUCUAUACUUAAACCUCCUUUAUGUACUUCGAUACUUUUUUACUAUAAGGCCUAAUCGUAACUUAAAUCAUUUUAAAUAUGGCCAAGAAGUACCAUUAGAUAUAAGAUGAUGAAGAUCCAUUUUUAUUUAAUAUCAAAGUAUUAAUCUUUUUAAUUAUUUAGUUUUCUAAUGAGGAUUCAUCCAGGGCUGAAAAGAAAUAAAAAACUCUUGAUAAUUCUUAAAUACAAUGCGGAAUUUGUCUCGAAGACUUGAAAGUCGGAUAGAUAAGACAGAAAUUAACAUGCCAUGAAACCCAUAUUUUCCAUCUUCUUUGUAUUUAAAAAUGGACUCAGACCUAAAACGUUUGUCCAAUAUGUAGAACUCCAUGUGAUUGAAAGUUUCGAAAUGAUUUAUUCAACAUUAAUUUAUUUUGUAA
This is a messenger RNA of Paramecium octaurelia, 1356 nucleotides long. Lineage: Eukaryota; Ciliophora; Oligohymenophorea; Peniculida; Parameciidae. The record is from the annotation of a GenBank genome assembly.